Molecule: messenger RNA, 1229 nt
Organism: Saccostrea cuccullata (small rock oyster)
Lineage: Eukaryota; Metazoa; Mollusca; Bivalvia; Ostreida; Ostreidae
Product: transmembrane glycoprotein NMB-like
Exons: 4
Coding region: 179-538 (119 amino acids)
Source: RefSeq, a predicted model, not a curated record
AAGGGGACUUUAAAGGGAAUUCAAAUAAAUAUAUCGACAAAAAACAUGGCUUCUCUAUUAUGUGCUUUCCAAAAUCGGUGCUUCUUCUUACAUGCGUUUUAUUUAUCCUAACCAUUCCAUCGAAGUACAUACAGUUCUUAUGGCUACUAUAACAGUUUCUAUUAAUCCUUCUAAUUAAAUGGAGGCAGCAGCGGGACCCAUUGCAGGCGCUGUUAUAAGUGGAACAGCAAUCGUCCUCACCAUUACGAUCUGUUGUGUUAUACAUGGCUGUAAAAUGAAAAACCAUGAUCAAGUAGUCGUACAUCCUACGGGAUAUUCUGCAAGCUACAGGAAUACAUAUCACCAUGGUUAUAUAGGAUAUAGAAACGGACCUUACGUGACGACAUCAACAAUGAACUUUGGAACAUCUGCUCCUCCAGCCCAACCCCCGCCCUACUCUCCCCCAUCCCCGCCCCCUGCCUACUCUCCUACACCCAUCUUCUCCCAACCACCUCCUAUGUUUCUUGAGGGAAAACGGCACGGUGCCCAUAAUACUUGAUGGCAUUUUAUCUCACCUCUGUUUUAAAAGUCCGUGGUGGCGCUGCUAACAAUUUGUAUUAUUUGUCUUAAUUUAAAAGGGCUUUUGAGCAUGAUCAUUCUUAGUUCUCUUCAUGUUUUCUUCACUUAUUCAUCUAUACGGUUGAAAUGGAAGUCUUUUCUUUAACAUGUUAAAUUCUUUCUACAAAAUCAUAUUGUUUUUUUUAUUUCGUUUUAUAUUCCAAAAAUCACAAUGUAUUUGAAUUACUAUUGCUAGACUGGAUUCUAAAGCUUUAUAAAAAUCCCUUACAAACAAAGAUAUACAGUCAGUUCAAUCAAAUGUUCUACCAAACUUUUUUUCUUUUCUUUUCUCUUAAAACAGCGAUGGAGGAGAAUUUGUAUGAGCUCUGUUCAGUAUUAUCAUAUAUUUUUUUUAUUAUAUUAAGCUCUCUGAUUGAGUGAAACUUGCUCAAAUGAUAAAGUAUACAACAGGUUAUAGAUUUAUAUUACUUUUAAUAGACUCUGAAAGCAUAUCGACUUGAUGUUCCUAAAACUGAUUAAAGACGAUAGACGAUGAGUGCUGACUUCAAAAUGGCUAAUGCAGUAUAUGACUAAAUGUUUCUGAAAAAAAAAUUACUUCAUAAUGUGUACUGUAAUGACUGGUUUGAAAAAACAAUGCCUUGAAUAAGGAUUUUCUUUAUAUCAAAACCAUA